Messenger RNA from Frieseomelitta varia, 1278 nucleotides. RefSeq names its product piggyBac transposable element-derived protein 4-like. NCBI's taxonomy places the organism in Eukaryota, Metazoa, Arthropoda, Insecta, Hymenoptera, Apidae. The record is from RefSeq and is a predicted model, not a curated record. The transcript is spliced from 2 exons. The coding region runs from base 1 to 1278 and encodes 425 amino acids.
AUGGCUCAAAAAAGAAAAACAAAGCUAUCCAAAAAAUUCAGUCUUUCAAAUUCUGUAAAUGAAGAUGAUGGUAGUAGAGAAAAUGUAGUAUCUGUUUCUAAGCGAAAGAAACAAGAAGUUUUGGACAUUUCUAAUAAUAAUACUGAUAAUCCGCAAGUUCUCCUUCAUUGUUACUCGACAAGUGCAUCAACGUCGACAAUUGCUGAUUUAUCAAGUGCUUCAAUAUCUACAAUUACUGACAAUGAGAUACCUGCAGAACAUGAUUCAUUUCAUUUUAUUGAAGACACUGGAGCACAGUGUUCUUUGACUCGCGAAGCUAAACCUAUUGAAUAUUUCGAUCUAUUUUUCGAUUCAUCCCUUUUAACAUUGAUGGUACGCGAAACCAAUAGGUACGCAGAUGAAUUAUUACAAUUACGUGAAACAGACCGAAGAUCUAGAAUGACAAUGUGGAAACCAAUUACUGCACUAGAAAUGAAAGCAUUUAUAGCAGUUUUAUUAGAAAUGGGUAUAACGAAACGACCAACAAUAUUUUCAUAUUGGGCCGAAAAUUCAAGAAACAUACCUUGGUUUUCAAAAAUGUUUUCGCGGAAUAGAUUCCAGCUUAUUUUAAGAUUUUUCCACUUGGUAAAUAAUAAAGAAUGCUUCCCACCGGAACAUGAAAAAUAUGAUCCAUGCGCAAAAUUUAUUCCUAUCGUUGAACACGCGAAUAGAAUAUUUAAAUUGUACUACAAGCCACGUAAAGAAUUAUCCAUUGAGGAAUCUUUGAUAGGGACUAUUUGCCAUUCGAGCAUCACUCGUCAGCAUUUACCGAAUGAUAAGGACCAAUGGGAUAUAAAAUUUUGGAUGCUUUGUGAUGCGUCAUCCAAGUAUUGCCUACAUCUUUAUUGCUACCGGAAUGCAAAAACUGAUAAUACUAAAUCACAAAAACGUGAACUUGGACAUGAUAUUAUUGUAAAUUUAUUAGAGCAAUGCGGUUAUCUAAAUAAGGGAUAUCAUGUAUUUGUCGGAAAUUAUUUCAGUAGUAUUGCUUUAGCUAAAUAUUUAUAUUCCAAAGAAUGUGAAUGGAUGCAAGAAAGGAAACAACAACUUAUCAAUACUGAUAAAAGAACAUUUGGUUUAAUGAAAUUACCGGGACGAAAUUUAAGACAAUGCGUGGUUUGUAGCAAUAAAGAUAAUGGUAUAAAAAGAUCAAAUUUAAUUUGUGUACAGUGCAAGAAAGGGAUUCACCCAUUAUGUCUUGAUAAGCAUAUAUGUUUCAAAAGUAAUAGUAAAUGUUAA